Molecule: messenger RNA, 5258 nt
Organism: Neoarius graeffei (lesser salmon catfish)
Lineage: Eukaryota; Metazoa; Chordata; Actinopteri; Siluriformes; Ariidae
Gene: ndst2a
Product: N-deacetylase/N-sulfotransferase (heparan glucosaminyl) 2a
Exons: 17
Coding region: 1104-3815 (903 amino acids)
Cellular component (GO): Golgi apparatus
Molecular function (GO): heparan sulfate N-sulfotransferase activity; deacetylase activity
Source: RefSeq, a predicted model, not a curated record
AGUCGCGAGCCAGCAGCAUCACACAGCCGGGCGAAGAUGGCGGAUUUCUCAGGCGAUGCUGUCAACAAGACUUUGAAUUAACAGCUCUUUCAAAACUUACCCGGUGUCCUGAGACUUGUUUUUUUGGAUAGCCGGGCUCUUGGAGAAGUCUUAUUGGUUACAGGGGAAGCUGGAGCCAAUCCCCACCUGGGUAAUCUUUUUAAAAACUGGUGAAAUAGAGGAACAACAGCCAGGAUGCGGAAUACAACUGUGAUUCAGCUUCUAACAAAGCCUUUCAACUGCACUGCACACACCGUCUUGGCUGGUCUCUGAAAGGUUUAUUGGGGUUCUGCACUACUCAGGACUGUGCGGGGGCUGGACGUUUGUCACUGUCACUCUCUGUCCGUUCUCUCGAUGUCACCACGGAGACAGGAGGAGGAUGCAGGGAUAGAAACCUGCAAUUAUUGCACAUUUUUACACAAUUGGAGGAGAAACUGACGGAUUCAGUCACUGACGACAGGAAGCCCCGUCCACAUCAAGAAGAUUACUUUUUCCUAGCAUGGCCGGACUGGGUUUCUGCAGGGGGCGUUGUUCACCAUUCUGCCCCUGUGUUGAUCAUCCUUGGAGCAGCCAUUGCUGAGAGCUGCAAAAGCGCAUAGCCACACUUCUCCGUUACCAGUAAUCGUGUCACAUAGAAUCGUACAUGUUUGUGGCAGCGUAAAAGGCAUGAGCGAGAGAGGAGAGAGACACAGCUGAAACGUUGAGGCAGAGGACUGUUGGAAGAAGCAAGCGCAAGAAACCCAAUCGUCUUAAGGCUCUGGAGGAAGCUGGUACGCUGUGCUGGAUAUAGAGUGCACACGAGUUGAUAUACAGCAACCUGACUGCAAAGCAAACACGUUGAGACGAGGUGGCCAGAGACAGAGUUUACAGCAGGAGGCUAGUCAUGGGCUAUAGGGGCCAUGGUGACUUAGCGUAAAUGGCUCCUCUUUGUUCAAAGUGUGUACCAGUGUGUGCUGCUCAAUCCGAUUCUUCCUUUCUCUUUUCCCCCUAUAUUACCUCCUCAUCUGGCUGUGAAAGUCUGCUCACCCCUAUUGCGCCCUUGUUCCUGCUCUCGCUCUGUGGCGAUGGGGCUGUGGAAGCUCCUGCGGGGCGUCAGGCAGCUGGAGCUCCACCGCCUCAUCCUAGUGCUCAUUAUCUUUUGCCUGCUGUCUAUGGCACUCCUGGCUUACUAUGUCAGCAACAGUCCCAAGAUAAAGGAGGCACCUCCAUUGCCCUUCAGUGACUGUGGUGAAGUGGUCGCAGCGGGGGAUGGCCUGCAGCGGGUACCGCUCUUCCUGCCCCCGUUCACUGGCCGCCAUCGGACUGUCAAAGCAGUCGACAACUCUCGCACGGAACCUGUGGUGCUAGUGUUUGUAGAGAGCAUCUACUCCCAGCUGGGACAGGAGAUCGUAGCCAUCUUGGAGUCCAGUCGCUUCCGUUACCACACGGAGAUUGCCCCUAGCAAGGGCGAUAUGCCCACUUUGAUGGAGCGUGACCGGGGCCGCUAUGCUCUAGUCAUCUAUGAGAAUGUCCUUAAAUAUGUCAACUUGGACGCAUGGAACCGAGACCUUCUCGACAAGUAUUGCUCAGAGUUUGGUGUGGGUAUUAUCGGCUUCUUCAAAGCCAACGAGAAUUCGCUGCUUAGCGCUCAACUUAAGGGCUUUCCUCUUUUCCUGCACUCUAACUUGGGCCUGCGGGACUACAGAAUCAACCCUGCGGCGUCGCUGCUAUACAUCACCAAGCCCAACGAAGUGGAGCAAGGUCCGCUGCCAGGUGAUGACUGGACUGUUUUCCAAUCCAACCACAGUACCUAUGAACCUGUGCUACUAGCCAGCACAAAGUCAUCAGAGGCCCUAGCUCACCUUGGCCCCCAUCGAGUCCUGCAUGCGACUGUGGUGCAGGACCUGGGCUUUCAUGAUGGAAUCCAGAGAGUUUUGUUUGGCAACAACCUCUCAUUCUGGCUGCACAAGCUGAUUUUUGUAGAUGCUAUCGCUUAUCUAACUGUAAAGAGACUAUGCCUUUCUCUGGAGAGACACAUACUUGUGGAUGUGGACGACAUCUUUGUGGGAAAGGAAGGAACGCGCAUGAAAGUGUCCGAUGUGAAGGCUCUCCUGAACACACAAACCAAACUACGAACACUAGUCCCGAACUUCACUUUCAACCUCGGCUUCUCUGGAAAGUUCUACCAUGCAGGGACUGAAGAGGAGGAUGAAGGUGAUGACAUGCUGCUCCAGCACAAGGAGGAGUUCUGGUGGUUCCCUCACAUGUGGAGCCACAUGCAGCCACACCUCUUUCACAAUGUCAGCGUGUUGUCUGAGCAGAUGAGGCUCAACAAACUCUUUGCACAGGAGCAUGGGAUCCCCACAGAUAUGGGCUAUGCUGUGUCACCACACCACUCUGGCGUUUACCCUGUACACAGUCAGCUCUACGAGGCCUGGAAGAACAUUUGGGGAAUUCGGGUGACGAGCACAGAAGAGUAUCCCCACCUGAGACCAGCCCGCCAUCGCAGGGGGUUCAUACACAAUGGAAUACAGGUGUUGCCCAGGCAGACAUGUGGUCUGUUCACACACACUAUCUUUUAUAAUGAGUACCCUGGAGGUUCUCGUGAGCUGGACAAAAGCAUCCGUGGAGGAGAGCUCUUCCUCACAGUUCUUCUCAACCCAAUCAGCAUCUUCAUGACUCACUUGUCUAACUAUGGAAAUGACCGCCUAGGCCUCUACACCUUUGAGUCUCUUGUAAAGUUUGUGCAGUGCUGGACCAACUUACGACUUCAGACCCUGCCCCCGCUGGAACUGGCAGAAAAGUACUUCCACAUCUUUCCAGAGGAGAGGGACCCACUGUGGCAGAACCCCUGUCAUGAUAAGAGACAUAAAGACAUCUGGUCUAAAGAGAAGACUUGUGAUCGAUUGCCCAAAUUUCUUGUUAUUGGCCCCCAGAAAACAGGAACCACAGCCUUGCACUCUUUCCUCACCCUGCACCCAGCGAUCACGAGCAGCUUCCCCAGCCCUGUCACUUUUGAGGAGAUCCAAUUCUUCAAUGGUCCCAACUACCACAAUGGCAUUGACUGGUACAUGGACUUCUUCCCCUUCCCCUCAAAUGUGAGCACAGACUUCAUGUUUGAGAAAAGUGCUAACUACUUUGACACAGAGGUGGUCCCCAAGAGGGCUGCAGCCUUAUUACCCAGGGCCAAGAUCAUUGCUGUGCUCAUCAACCCAGCAGACAGAGCUUACUCCUGGUACCAGCACCAGCGAGCUCAUCACGACCCAUCUGCGAUAAACUACACCUUCCAUCAGGUGGUGACAGCAGGACCUUCAUCCUCUAAAGAGCUCCUGGUGCUGCAGAGCCGUAGCCUCAAGCCUGGAGAGUACGCUUCUCACCUGGAGCGAUGGCUGCUGCACUUUCAGUCCAAACAGUUACAUAUAGUUGAUGGAGCUAUGCUGCGCUCCAAUCCUGCCCUGGUGAUGGAGGGCAUCCAGAGGUUUCUCGGAGUCACCCCUAUUUUUAACUACACCCAGGCUCUCAUGUUUGAUGAGGGUAAAGGGUUCUGGUGCCAGAGGAUAGAGGGAAGUCGUCCUAAGUGUCUGGGGAAGAGCAAAGGCAGGAAAUAUCCAGAAAUGGCUCCAGAGGUACUGCAGUGUGCGAUUUCUCCUAAACACUUAGCUUUCUGCUCAUUGUUCUCUAAGAUUGCAGAAGGACACAGUGCGAGAGUCUCCCUGAUAGCGGAAUGUGAUUUAAUCGGUCACACUGUCAAACCUUGCCCCUUUCUUUUACUUAUUUUUGUCGUAUUUUGUUUUUAACCUUCUUUUCAGGAUACUCCCUCAAAAUAUUGUCCUACUAUAUCCUUGCUUGUAAUUUGCAGUUGCAUUUGUAUGAAAAAUGUCAGUCUGGGAAACUUGGGAGGAGGUCAGUAUGGAUUCCUGGAAAUUCUCAAAUUGCAAAAUAUGGUUUUAGUAAUGGAGCUCCCUGUGAAAAACUAAAGGGACUUAUUUUCUUCACAGAAUAACUUUAUUGGUUAUUAAUUGAUGGACAAUAAUAUACAAAAGGGUUGCAAUCAGUUUCUAUAGAAUUAUUUCUGAAAGUAUUAAAGGGAUAUGAUUAUCAUACCUUAAGCCUCGGUCACAACCGGCCGUACGUGCUCCUACGGCCGGUCUACGUGCAAGAAACGCACGGAGGGCGUGCGUGUGACGUGCUGAUUUUCGAGCCGUACACUGGCCGCAGACCAGCUGCAGAGGUUCUUUGUCAUGUCAAACAAACUCUAUGGGCGCUUAUGUUUUUUUCCAGGUUGCAAGACAAACUUGCGGCCAACGCACGUCUUUCUCCAUGAACAAAAAAAAAAGCAGCGAUUUGGGAAACGCCAAAAAUUGCACGGCCCAAAAAUCGUACAUCCGGUUGUGACCUAAGCUUUAUGUUGCAGAAUGUCCUGUCAAAAUGCAGAAAAUAUAUAUGUAUUUUUUUCAAUAAUAUGUGCGCACACAUCGGAAAAAACCAUUGAGGAAUCGGAUGUUUCAUUUAUUUGCAAGCCUCAAGAUUUCUGAAAUGCAAGCCACGUUUUAUUAAAUUAGUAAUUUUUACUGAAUUCAAUUCCCAGACUGUGGGUCUGAAUUUCCUUUAUAAACUUAUUAUUUGAAAGGCUGAGGGUUCCAGUGCAUCCUAGUUUUGAAAAAGAAAUAAAGCUAGACUAAUUAAGCUUAAGAUUUAUCCUCAGCUCACAUGACACUUGUGUAAUAAACAGUCUUGUCACUCGGUUUCAUAGGUUUACCGACUUUUUUUUUUUAAACUGCAUAAUCCAACUGCAGUAAAAUCUCUUCUGAAAAGAAGACCCAGCUACGAUAAUGCCACAGUUCAAGUUCUCAUAAGUUUUGAAGUUGUUGAUGGGCUUUGGUUUUGAAUUGUUUAAUUAGUCUUGGAUUUCACCUGAUAGGUUCAUUGUUGCAUAUUCUUUGGAUGUAGCUUAAUUAUUUUCAACUUGACAGCCAAGUGUGACGGUGAGUAAGCUUAUAUACUUUGUUUAUAAUAUUCUGGUGAAACCUUUUAACAGGUUUUCGGUUGCUAAUUGAGGAAUGAUUUGUGUGUGGGGUUUUUUUGUUGUUGUUGUUUUUUUAAGUGGUGAUUAAGGGCUGUAUUUUAGAUUUUCUUGCCAGGGAGGAUAAUCUGUGUGCAACACUUGCUGUGUAUGGUUUAUUUAUUUAUUUCCCCAAAAAUAACAGUUGGAACCGGAAUGAUGCAUGUUUUUGUGUGUU